AUGACUGUGAACGCUCUAGCUCUUAAGACGUCCGAGACGUCCAUCAUACUCAUAUCAGCUGGUAAUGGGAUACCGCCGCCCCCUCCAACACGCUUGCCUCCCGCACCAUCCUGCGUUGGAGGUGGCAUGCAGCUGGCUGUGCUGCCGCCGCAAUAUAAACGUAUGACGCUGCCCUAUAUGAAGUCGGGAUCUCUGCUCUAUGCCCAUCCGGCCAGUUUAACAGGCACCUAUCGCACCCCUAAGAGCACCAAAUCAGCGGAGUUGAAUGGACAGCGACGUCGGUGUCGUGUCGCUGGCAAGACAGAUGGGAUUCGCCGCCAACGCCGGAGGUCCGAGCCGGAUGUUUUGGUUGGGGCAGUCACUUUUCAAUAUACAGGCCUGGAUCGUGCGAUAGCUGACAAUUUCCUGGCACGCCAGGAGCAAUCGCAAGCAAGCUGCCACAUUGAUUACUCUUCAUCCACGUCUUCGCCGCACAGCGAUAUCUACAGACAGCAAGCAGUUGCUGGCUCCCAUGCCACAAGUAAAGCAAAGAUUGUUUGCCGCGAUGUGGUGAUGUAGUAUUGAGCAAUUAGGCCCGAGUAGUCCCAAAUUACGUUCAGCAAUAUCUUCUCCAAGUAACUGCCAUGACCCCUUUUUUUCAAAUUCUAUGCACAGUGAGAUCCGGACAAUUCAAAAUGACACGGGACUAACAUUUAUUUUACGGAUUCUCGAUUUGUCGAGAUUUUCAUUUAACGAGGCUCAAAAAAUGCCAGCUUGUUUUUGGGGUAUGCAAAAUAAACUCAUUUUUGUGUAGAAUUGGCGUGAUUGUUGAUAGAGCUAUUUUAAAUUAUUUUACCACCUCGAUUCUCGGCGUUACUAUCUGCAAAACCUAAAGGUAGUUUAA
Messenger RNA from Drosophila hydei, 883 nucleotides. RefSeq lists its product as uncharacterized. Lineage: Eukaryota; Metazoa; Arthropoda; Insecta; Diptera; Drosophilidae. The coding region runs from base 1 to 558 and encodes 185 amino acids. The transcript has 3 exons. The record is from RefSeq and is a predicted model, not a curated record.